AUGGUCGCAAUGAUUGUUCAGUGCACGCGCACGAAGUAUGCUCAUAGCUUGAUACUUCUCGUUGCUACCGCUCUGAUCAUCUUCGCCAGUGUGGUAUCACACUCUGCGAGUCUAAAGACAAUCCGCGUCGAUAUUGAGACGUCUGAUCGUACUCGUUCAGCGGAUCCCCCGAAAAGUCUAGCCAACCGGCAGCUCAAUACGAUAGCUACCGACAGCAAGGAAGACGAAGAUAGAGUAAACUUUGGCAUCAACAAGAUAAAAGAUUUUGGAGCGAAAAAACUGCAGAAGCUCACAGAGGGCGUGCAGACAAAGUUCCAGCAACAACAGCUAAACCGGUGGGAGGCUGAAGGAAAAACUUCUGAUGGGGUGUUCAAGCUUCUAAAACUUGAUGCAGAAGGUACCAAUAUUUUGAGAAGCCCGGAGCUCAGUACGUGGAUGGCUUUCGUCUCGAAGCAGGGCAAGGACCCCUACGACUUUCUGCUUUUCAAGCUAAGGCGACGCUAUGACGAUGUAGAUCUAGCGAAAAUGCUAGUUUUAUCAAAGAACGAUGCUAAUUCGAAAGCAAUCGCCGAGAAAUUGGAGACCUUGCAGCUUGAGAAAUGGAUGACCGAUAAAAAAUCAAUCAUCGACGUGUUCCGGCUUCUCAAGUUAAACGAAGAAGGGGUUACGCUUCUGAAAAGUCCAAUGUUGAGCAUUUGGGUUUCUUACGCGGAGAAGCUGAAUAAGGACCCAUAUGAGCUGCUGUUCCUGGCGAUCAAGUCGACAAGCUUUGAUGAAGCGAAACUAGCCAAGAUGAUUGGUUCUGCGAAGGGCGACAUUCAAACCGGGUUUAUUGCCAAGAAAAUGGAGCAACUCCAGCUCGAUAAAUGGUCGGCUGCUGGAAAAAGUGGUGAUGAUGUCUUCAAGAGUAUCGGACUCGACAAAGAAGGAGGCAAGUUGUUUGAGAGUCCAGCGUGGAACACUUGGGUUGCUUAUCUAAACAUGCAGGGAAAUAACGCAGACGAGAUAAUAUUCUCCGUGCUGAGGAAACAACUUGGAGAUGUCGGCUUGACAAAUGCUUUUGCGAGGGCGAACGGAGCCAACAGUAGGCUUACCAAAGACGUCGCGACAAGACUGGAAAUGGAUAUAUGGAGGAUGAAUGGACACACCUCAGACGACAUGUUCAAGAUUCUUAAAUUGAACGAGAAGGGCGACAAAGUGUUCGAAAGUCCGGGGUUUACCACCUGGGUGGCUUAUGUGCUCAAGUUGGACGGCUACAAGAAGACCCCAGAUGAGUUUGCGCCUAUCAGGCAGCUGGAAAGACAUUUUGGCGACGCUACUCUCGCACGAAUGCUAGCCAAUUCGAAACGCCGAGCUUCUUCAGCGAAAACGAAAGAGUAUAUCAAGGAUUUACAGGAUUGGCAAUUCGAGAAGUGGGUGGUUGAGGAGACAAGCCCCAACGUACUGAGUCAAUUGCUACGUAAGAAACUACUGGGCGUCGAUAGAGUGAGGAGCGAUUUCCGUAAUUUCCUCAAGCACAAUCCUGAGCUUUCUGGUUAG
Messenger RNA from Phytophthora infestans T30-4, 1539 nucleotides. RefSeq names its product secreted RxLR effector peptide protein, putative. The transcript has a single exon. Lineage: Eukaryota; Oomycota; Peronosporomycetes; Peronosporales; Peronosporaceae. The record is from RefSeq and is a predicted model, not a curated record. The coding region runs from base 1 to 1539 and encodes 512 amino acids.